UUUCUUUGCAUAUAUUCAAGUCUUUGCAAUGGUGCACUGCAAAACUGUAGAUGAGCAGUCCCGUGAUGGUACAGGGAACCAAAUCAGUGGGUCUGAAAAGAAUUCAUCUGAUGACCUGAACUUGAAACGCAUGAAGCUACUAGAACACAACUGAUUAGUUUCUGUGCUGGACCAGCAGAAACAUAUGGUGCCUUUCACUCAACCGGCCCACCAACACAGGUGAAGGUAAAACAGAUGGGUGGGACAUGUGACUUUAAGUUUAGCUGUGUCUGUGUGAGGAGGGAUCAGAAGUGAAGCGAUGGCCCAGGUGAAGGUAGCGGGCGACAGUGUGAGGAUCCACCAGGACAGCACGGAUCUUUACUCCGACAUGGCUACUGUCAGCUCCAGUGCAGAUAUAGGAGAUUCGGUGAGGAAGGGGACAUUGUGCGAGACCUCCGUGGCUGUAGGCUUCAAUAGACGAAGCAGAGCAUACCCCUCCCCAGCCAGGAGACGCCACCGCACCACCUUCAGCCACAAACAGCUGGAGCAGCUGGAAGUGGCGUUUGGACAAAAUCAGUAUCCUGACAUCUACUACAGAGAGGAGCUGGCUCGAAUCACUAAACUCAAUGAGGCUCGCAUACAGGUGUGGUUUCAGAACAGGAGAGCCAAACAGCGUAAGCAGGAGAGGGCCUCGCAGAAGGUUCUCCCAGUGGGCGUGAUGCCAGGCCACAGGGCGCUUCUGGGAGGCGUGCACAUCCAGCCGUCCAGCAUGGCUCGGCAGUACUACCCCCAGCCCCUGCCCCACAUCCCUCGCCUCUCUCCCAUGUUGCCCUCAGGGGCAUACAGCCGCCACCCGCCGCCAGGUAGCCAGUGCCCAUGUCCCGGCGCCUCCACUCAGCCAACCUCCCAGCGGCAGCAUGAUGACUGGUACGGCUCACUGAGGAGCAACCUCACCUCGCCCAUGUUCUCGCUCACCUCCAUGCCGCCUCUGGAUCCCACCUCUCACUGGAGCUAAGAAGCACCAGAUGUUUCCACACAGAAUACUAAGAAAGCCUCUUUUUCAUCUUCACAGUUACACACAUCCUGUUUGCUCUCUCACUGCUGCAUUUUCAAGCUAGUCUGUAAAAUAAAAUUUAUCUUCUUAGCCACACCCGAGCUUCCCCAGUCCCUUGGAAACGACUGAUGUCUAUUGGAUUUGUAGAAAUGCAUUAAAAGGUUCUUUGAACAUUAAGGAUACUUUUUUUUACUUUGCAAAAAAAGGUUAGCUCAAGGAGCACACACAAGAAUUUGUUUUUAAUUUUCUAAACCUUUCAGCUUCAUUGAUGGCCUUCAUAGUUCCCUAAUACACCUACUGGUAACAUUAUC
This is a messenger RNA of Oreochromis niloticus (Nile tilapia), 1344 nucleotides long. RefSeq names its product PROP paired-like homeobox 1 (gene prop1). Lineage: Eukaryota; Metazoa; Chordata; Actinopteri; Cichliformes; Cichlidae. The transcript has 3 exons. The record is from RefSeq and is a predicted model, not a curated record. Bases 299 to 994 code for a protein of 231 amino acids. Gene Ontology annotation, molecular function: DNA-binding transcription factor activity, RNA polymerase II-specific; DNA binding. Gene Ontology annotation, biological process: regulation of DNA-templated transcription; pituitary gland development.